Molecule: messenger RNA, 2044 nt
Organism: Camponotus floridanus (Florida carpenter ant)
Lineage: Eukaryota; Metazoa; Arthropoda; Insecta; Hymenoptera; Formicidae
Product: ectonucleoside triphosphate diphosphohydrolase 5
Exons: 4
Coding region: 290-1717 (475 amino acids)
Biological process (GO): nucleoside diphosphate catabolic process
Cellular component (GO): membrane
Molecular function (GO): GDP phosphatase activity; UDP phosphatase activity
Source: RefSeq, a predicted model, not a curated record
AUUCUAGGAGCCUAAUCAAUCAUAUAGAAGAAGAAACAACUUGAACCGCGUCGUAUAUACAUAUACAUAUAUAUAUGUACAAUUCCAUUAAUUUUAUCGUAGUUCGUCAUCGUUUGCAAUGGAUUUCGCGUAAUCUCUCUACUAAUAUCAUCUCUUGACAUUUUAUGUGUUUUUUUCAUUUGAUUAUCUCAAUUAUUUUCAUUGAUACUGUUUGUCCAGUGCUAAUAAAAAUUUGAGAAAAAGGAUUUCGAUCAUCCGUCGUCGUACAUACAUACAACAUAGGUCCAACAUGAACGUGCGGCAUCGAAAGCUAAGAAAUGAAAAUAAAGAGGAACAAGAUAAUCAAUUGGCAUCCUACCAAAAGAAAACCACUAAUCAGCUAGGAAGAAAAUACUUUACUAUGCUAGUGUUGCUUGGCACAUUAUUCCUAGGUUAUAUAGCUAUAGCAAAUGAUUUAAAACCUAUGAGAAUAGGUAGCAAAGCCAUCGACACAUUAGCAUUCUCAUUUAAUUUACAAAAACCAUUCUAUGUUGUUGUUAUCGAUGCUGGAUCUACUGGUAGCCGUGUAUUAGCUUUCAGUUUUCAUGAAUCGAUUCUCAAUGGCAAUUUAAUAUUAGACAAUGAGCUAUAUAGUGAAAUAAAACCUGGUUUAAGCUCAUUUGCAGAUAAUCCAAAAGAUGCUGCAAGAUCUCUGACUAUACUUUUGAAUAAAGCAAAAACUGUUAUUCCGCAAUCUGAAUGGUCUCGCACGUUAUUGACUAUGAAAGCCACAGCAGGAUUAAGAUUGUUACCUGAAGCUAAAGCUAAUAACAUACUGGAAGAGUGCAGAAAAUUGUUUCAAAUGUCUGGAUUUCAGAUUGCAAAAAAUUCCAUUUCUAUAAUGGAAGGCACAGAUGAGGGAAUCUUCUCUUGGUUCACUGUCAAUUUCUUGCUUGAUCGUUUUAAUUCAAUUGAUUCUCAAACUACUGUGGCUGCAUUAGACCUUGGAGGAGGAUCAACACAAAUCACAUUUCAACCAAAUAAUGAUCAAGCAAAACAAUUGGAGAAACAUGUAUAUUCCAUCAAUGUAUUAAAUCAUAACAUGAGCCUAUAUACGCAUAGUUACUUAGGCAUGGGUUUAAUGGCUGCCAGAAAGGCAAUAUUAACUUAUGACAUGAAUCUGCAGGAAACUGUAGAUCCUAAGCUUCCUAUAGAGAUACAUUCUGAGUGCAUCAAUCCGAUCAUAUCCACUGAAUGGUCGUACGGCGGACGUGAUUAUAUUGUGAAAGGUCCGAUAAAUGGCACAUACAAACUAAUCAAAACUCAAAACUUCGCUGGUGGAGAUGAAAAUAAACCAAUUGUACGCUUUUCGGAAUGUUCAAAAAUCAUUAAAAAAUAUGUUAAUACUCUGACGGACAAACCAAUAGGCUUAAAAGAUCAUGAAAUAUAUGCAUUUUCAUACUAUUUUGAACGUGCAACAGAAGUAGCACUAAUAGAUCCAUUUUUGGGUGGAAUUGUACAAUUAAAUGGAUUUUUAAAACAAGCUAUGGAAACAUGUGACUAUCCAAAUACAGAUCAACCAUUCAUGUGUUUAGAUUUGACAUUUAUUUAUAUUUUGUUAAGAGAUGGAUUUAGUUUGGAACCAACAACUAAAUUAUAUCUUUACAAGAAGAUCAGUGGUCACGAAUUAAGUUGGGCAUUAGGAGCCGCAUUCAAUAUUCUCCAAAAUGGGCUUUAAUUUAUGUUUUAUUGUUGUAACUGUUAGAUAAAUUUUAUUCCAGAUUUUUGUACAAAAGUACAAAAUGAAAAAACAUGCAAUUAAGAAAAAACAGAAUAUACAAAAACAGUUAAUAAGAUGUAAAAAUUUUGAAUUUGACGAAAUGUUUGAGGUUUAUUGACGUUCACUGCACAAUUGCCUAAUAUUGCAAUCAUAUAAUCUAUCUUGAUAGUAUUCCUAUGAAAAAAGGUAGUAUUUAAUAUAUAUUUUUAGGUACAUAUAUACAAUAUAUUUUUAUGAAAAUGUGUCUUAUUACCUGACAAAUAGGAGACAUCACUUUUAUAUUGU